Strongylus vulgaris is the source of this 234-nucleotide messenger RNA. Lineage: Eukaryota; Metazoa; Nematoda; Chromadorea; Rhabditida; Strongylidae. The record is from the annotation of a GenBank genome assembly.
AUGAAGUGCCCUGAAGCGCAUUGGUGCCAUAUUGGAGAGACCAACGAUACUACUGUCUGUUGUCCUAACGAAAUUUUGAUCUGGAAUUACACUGGAAUUAUCGCUUUAAUAGCACUUGAAAUAAAAUGCUCGAGAUAUUGCUGCAAUGUUUCUAUGCUAUAUGCCAUACCUCAGCUGUGGUGGAAAGCGGGAGCAGCCGGUAUUUCGUGCUUCUUAGUACAUCAUAAUGGAUAG